GCGCGUGCGCAGUACGAGGCCCCUGGUCCGGGACGCGGCGCGAGCUCCGCAGCCAGCAGCGAGCGCAGCCCAGGCGAAGGCGGGGAAGAGGCAGCGCAUCAUCGGAGCGGCGGCGGCGGCUGUCAUCCUUCUUCCUUUAUUUUAUUUUUUUGCAAAGGCCCGGCUGUGCAGUGAAUGCUCCGGUGCUGCGUUGCAUUUCGCUGCACGGCAUUGCUCUCCGGAGCCUCGGGCCUUCCUGCAGCAGCCUCCCUCCGCCACCUUUUCCUUUCCUCCCAGGGAGCAACGCCUCCGCCGAUUUUCCAACCCCUCCCCCCCAUUCCACCUCUCUUAUUUAUUGAUUUAUUUAUUUUUAGUUAUUAUUUAAAAACCCCAGCGAAGUGGGCCCGUAGAUUGCACACGCCUACCCGCUCCGCCCGCUCCCCCUUCCUCAGCAGCAGAGUCCUCCGUGCAUGCUUCUCCCGAUUCCCUGCCGAAGCUGCUGCUCCCCCUUCCCCCGUUACCACCAACCAUGUCCCCCACGGCUUGCAACGUUGCAUUCCGUCUCCAGCUGUGAACGCCCCUUCCCGCUUCUCCUCCUUGCACGCCCACCUUCCUUGCAUUGGCGCCCGAAGGUGAGAGAGCAGCGCCCCCAACCUGGGGCUGCCUUGAUCCCUGCCAGUUCUUGGGUCUAGCCUUUCCACGCCUUCGGAGCUGUAGCUUGCAGAGCAUCAGUUAUCAUUCUUCUUAUUGGGUCCAAACAGCACCUGCCUACCCCCCUUCCUUCCAUCACCCCCACCAAAUAGUCCUCCUUUUGCUCUGAGCCCCUUUGCCCAACAGAGCCUUAGUCCUGCCCAUCACACCCAGGUUUCCUUAUGCACCAGGAUCCUGUGGUUUCCUUUUCUUACUUUGGUAACUGUUUUUUAGCCAGACAAGCCGAGAUUGCAUCGUGGGCUGGCAAGGUUGCUCCUCCUUCACAGCAUUGGUGAAAGCUCCUGCCUGGAGAACAAGGCUUGCACAGCCACCCCAAGGUGCUGCUUGCCCCGUUCUGUGCUGCUCGGCACCGCCUUAGCCUCCUGAGGUGCUGCAUCCCUUCCCCGACAUCGCCAUGAGCUUCUUUGGGUUCGGACAAAGUGCGGAUCUGGAAUUGGUCCUGAGCGACGCAGAGAGCAGGCGCCGGGCAGAGCAUAAGACCGAGGAGGGCAAGAAGGAGAAAUAUUUCCUCUUUUAUGACGGUGAGACGGUUUCAGGGAGGGUCAUCCUCACCCUCAAGCACCCAAACAAACGGCUGGAGCACCAGGGCAUCAAGGUGGAGUUCAUUGGGCAGAUUGGUAAGUUCGGUCGGUACUUGCCAUCCAUGGUGGCAAAACUAAACCUCCAUCAGUUGGUGCAGUUGGGUUAUUUGGGGCCACAUUCACACCAUACAUUUAAAACACUACCAUACCAAAAGUCAUGGUUUCCCUCCUAGUAGAAUUAUGGGAACUGUGGUUUAAGGAUUCUGAGAGUUGUUAGGAGACCUCACAGAGCCACUGUUCUCAAGAGUCCCCUGGGAAGGAGUGGUGGGAAACCACUCUGGGAAUUGUACCUCUGUGAGUGGGAUAGGGGCCUUCCAACGGCUCUCAGAACCCUUAACAAACUACAGCUCCCAGCAUUCUUUGGGGGAAGCCAUGGCUAUUCAAAGUGGUGUCAUAGGAGUUUAAAUAUAUGGUCAGAAUGUGGCCUUGGACUCUGGAUUUAUUGGUCUUUGGGUGGGGUGGGGAGAAAGAGUGGCUUUUUAGAUAGCAAUAAGCCUCCACAGUCAAAGGCAGAGAUGCUUCUAAAUACCAGUUGCUGAAAGCCACAGGAAGGGAGAGUGCUGUUGUGCUCAAAGUCUGCUUGCAGGGUGUUCCACAGGCAUCUACUUGGCCGCUGUGAGAACAGGAUGCUGGAUUAGAUGGGUCAUUGGCCUGAUCCAGCAGGCUCUUUUUAUGUUCUUAUGUAGUCACGUCUUGAACAUGUGGAUGUCUGCCCCUGACUCUGACAGCAGGGAUGGUGCUGAGUAUGUCAAAGGCUCAGGGUCUGGGUUGGUUGGUAAAAACAAUUUGCUGGGAGUAGUUUGUAUGCAUAGAUGCACAUAGAUGUCACAAAAGGCAAGCUAAUGUAAUUCCCCAUCCAGAUAACCCCAGUUAAAUUAUUCAAUUAAUGUGCACGCGUGCACUUGCAGAUCACCCCAAACCAACUCCUUUUCUAGUCGUCCGCCCCCAGUUAAUUUUCCCAAUGGGUUCUGCUCCAAAUCAGUUUAGUUCUAGUUCAGUUGCCCCUAUUCAUUAUCCACCCUGUAUCACCUUCACAUAAAGUCAUCUUCAUUUAGCCCCCCCAAAUUUAAUAUUCUACCCAGUACAGGCAACUCCAUGUGUCAACUGGACACGCCUGUAAUGGUCCCCGCCUGAAAUUCAAAUCAAUUUCCUCUGAAUGUGUUAUUCAGAAUCCACUGGGCUGUUGAAAAAGAUUUGUGUAGGAUGUCUGGCAGCAUCACCACAUUUUCCGUGUAUGGUCUCAAGACACAUUCAUGAACGGUAGGGCUAUCUGUGGCAACUACCCAUGAUGGCCGUGUUGUACCUCCAGUGUCAGAGGCAGUAUCCUCUGAAUAUUAGUUGGUAGGAAUCAUGCUGUUGCAUUCAGGUCCUGCUUCUGGGCUUCUCAUAGGCAUGCUGUGGGCCAUUGGCCUGAUCCCAUAAGGCACUCUUUGUGCUCUUCUGAGUCAGUAUACCUCUUGGUAAGAAGAGUGGGCUGAUUUUCAUGCUGGAUAGGUCUACUCAGAGCUAUCAGGCAAGAUGGAUGAAUAGAAGCUCUAUGUAUCAAAGCAGUGUACCCCUUAGUAUAAAGGGAAAAGAGAGAGAGAGAGGCCUAGUGAACAGAACCUCACAGACAUAACUAGCAUAUAUAUCUCUUUAUACCAUAUGCUGAAGGAGAAGAAUAGUUGGGAAAGGGAACUGUUUUAAUAGAUAGACCGUACAGGCUCUGGGUUCUUAAUGUGCUGAUAAUAGGCACAUCUCCUUGUCAAAUUCAGCUCCACCAUGUUGUAAGCAAGCGAAGGUGUUUCUGAAUUUUCAAGGGGGACCCCUUCCAUUUUUCUUAUUGCUACUUUUGAACACAGCCAUUGAUUUAGCCUAGUUGGAGGGUGAAGAACCUGUGGCCCUCCAGAUGUUGCUGGGCUGCAACUCCCCAUCAUCCCUGGCCAUUUCCCAUGCUGGCCGGAGCUGAUGGAAUGAGAGUCCAACAACUCUUGGAGUUCCCUAAUCUUUGGCUUAGUGUUGCCUUGUCCCAGCCUGGAAAAGCUGUGCUCUCUGUGGUUUACAAUCCUUCCAGUGGUGUUGACCAUGGUAGAUGGGGAGGGUAGCAGGCAGGGGCACGUGGACCAUAUCCAUCCAUGUUGAUUUCCAGCAUCUGUUUCUUGCAUUGCACUGUCUUUAAAAAGAGAGACAAAGAGAAAGUUGGUGUUUCUGGCUGCUGUGACUCACAGCCACUGACAGCCUUCAGGUGGGAGCCUAAGAAGCAGCCUUGUGCUGAGUCAGACCACUGGGUCCAUCUGACUCAGCAUUCUCUACGUUGCCUGGCUGACGGUGGCCCUCCAGGGUUACAGGCAGGGGUCUCUCCCGGUCCCAGCCCCACCUGGAGAUUGAACCAGGGACCUUCUGCUUGCAAGGUAGAUGCUUUGCCCCUGAGCCAUGGCCCUCUAAUGAAUCUAACUAUUGGGUCUGUCCUGACUUGUAUUGUCCUCUUCAGUAGGUUACUGCUUUUCCUGCAUCCCAGGCAAAUUCCUUCCUGUCCCAUAGCAGGCAGUGAUGGCCACCAACCUGGAUGGCUUUGAAAGAGGAUUAGACAGAUUCAUGGAGUAAAAGGCUGUUGGCAGCUGCUAUCUAGGAUGGCUGUAUUCUGCCUCCAUUGUCAGAGACAUAAUUCCUCUGAAAACCAGUUGCUGGGAAUUGCAUGUGGGCGGAGUACUGUUGCACUCAACGUCCAGCUUUCAGGCUUUCCACGGACAUCUGAUUAGCCACUGUGCGGGCAGGAUGCUAGACUAGAGGAUCUAUUGGGCUGAUUCAGCAGGUUAGUUUUAUGUUCCUGCUACUUGCUCCUUUUAACUGGAGGUGCCAGGAUUCAACCUAGGACCUUAUUGGGUGUGCCAGGCAAAUGCUUUACGGCUGAGCUACAGCCUGCUUUGAUUUUUGUUCUCACCAGCCGUGAACUCGGGGUUUUCUUCUGAGAAUACUGAUGUUUGCUUCUGCCAAUAAUGGUAGAAAAGGUUACCUGACUAUCAUUUAUUUGCGCAACUGCUGAUCAGUGGGUGGAUGCAAGCUGCUUGUCUGAAUACCAGUCAUUGGGGAGCAACAGCGGCAGAGGUCUCUUGCGCUGAUGGGCUCAAAAACUGUAUAAGCAUGAUGAUGGUUGGGCACAACAAGUCUACACUUAAACUGAGCAUGCAUGCAAAUAUAAGUAGUAGUCAGUGUUUUAUGACAAGGCCAACUGUUAACAACAAUCUCUUUAGGCACCUUAAGUUAUUAGCAGUAGUGUGGUAAAUUCAGAAGUGCAGGGUUCCUUCAUGAUAGUCACAGCCCCCUGGAAACUGCUGACCCUGAAUCUAGGGUCCCUCUAAAAUGUAAGUUGCAGUUAAUCUGCUUUUUCUUAUCCCCUAUUUUCCUAUCUGGGAUUUGAUCGCCUGCCCACGCAUCCAUUGCCCUUCAGGUUGAUGCUCAUGUUACCCUUUAAUACAGUGCUAUUCCGUCAAGUUCCAGCUGAGAAAAAGCCCUGCUUUCAUAUAUGAACCCACAUGAUUCUUUACCAGCACAACCCAGGCACCUAACAAUGUUGACCUGGAAAUGGCCACAGGCAUCACAUUUGAUUGUGAUGCAGGUGUUGAGAAAGUGUAUACCCUGGCCCACCUCCUUGUCAGUGCAAGGGAACCCAAACUUAAUACAUGUACUUGGCAUAGACAUUCUUAACGUUGCACUCUGUGGGCAACACUUGCAUCACAAAAUCUGUGCAUGCAGGAAAAAUAAACUUGAGAAUCCCAAAUAUCCGGGAGCAUUUGGAACACCAAACUAGCAUGUUGAAGAGACAGGGGUUGGCUGUGGUUGUGUGAAGGAUCCGCCGCAUGCUCAGUGUUGCCCCAGCCCCUUCUCCCCUCCUCUUGCAGUCUCCAAAACUGAUCUAAGUGGAUGGAGUAACAAAUUGGGGUUGAUUUCUGGCAAACUCAUUCGGCUUUGUGAGUUCAUUGUUGGCUGGCUCCUUUGCCUGGCUUUCCAGAUUACAUGAAAUGUUGUUACUAACAGUAAAUGCUUAUGUGGCCAGGAUUCUGUACCCGCUUUCGGUUCUCUCUGUGUGGUGCAUCCACGCCUCCUAGUCGUUUUUGCAGUCUGAGAAGCCGGAUGACAUCCCAAGUGCCUAUUAUUACGUUGGAGGGGGGGGAAAUUCUGGCUUUCUAUUUUGAUUCCCUUGUUCCAUGUGGUCAGCUCUGACUGUUCCCUGAGCCAGGGCUUGUGGGAAGAACCUCCCGCCUUCCCCAGCUAUACUCUGUCAACCUGUUUUUCCUGCCUCUGCUUAUUAGAAGGAACCUGAAUGGCAGAAGACCUCAGUUCAAUUCUGAUUCAUCCUUCCAGGUGUGGUAUCUAGACAUAUUAAUGGCGUGGCAGGAGCAACAGUAAUAUGACAGGGAGGACGGCUGUUUGGGGGAGGACUGCAGGUCAGUGGCUCAUGCUUUGCAGGUCAGAGCUCAUGCUUUGCAGGUCAGAGAUCAUGCUUUGCAAUCAAAAGGUCCCAGGUUCAAUCCCCAAUAGCUCAAGGAAGGAAGGGUCCACUCACUGCCAACCAGUACUGAACUGGGGGGAGAAAUAGUCUGACCUGGCUUAACACAGUUUCCUAUUAAUCCAUCCUUACCUUUUUACAAGGCACCAGAUUGUUACCUGCUUUUUCAGAUCUAGUUACUGUUUAGUCCAUCAUUGGUUGGUCCUUCAGCAGGAGCUGAAAUCCGAUAGGCAUAGGAUUGCACUACACUCGCUUCCUGGGAGCACAGUACCAUUGAACUCAAUGAGGUUUUCUUCUGACUUGGCAUGUGUAGCCCUGUGACUGUAGUAGAGCCGAUGUUUUAAACCUUUGGCCCUCCAGAUGUUGCCAAAGGUUGCCAAACUGCAGCCCCAGCAAGCGUGGUCAGGGGUGAUGGGAGUUGCAGUUCAGCAACAAUUGGAGGGCCAGUGGUUCCCCACGUCUUUAGUACACAAAGCUUUUUUUAAAAAAAAUGAUGAUGUCUUAAUUUUACAUCCUCAGUAAACAUCUGAAAAGUUUUUGCAACAGCUAAGAGUAGUUAAACUGAAACAAUUUGAUUAGGAAAAGCAAGUUAAAUAAAUUGUGCUUGGUGUAGUUUAAAUGUAUGCAAACAAUUCAGAGUAUUACUUGAAAAAUUACUUUUAUUGGAAUGCUUGCAAACGUUUCAAGACUUGACAACAAAAUAGCAUACACGUUGCCUGUUACUUCAAUUUUAAGAAAUAAAGUGAAGGCACUGAAAACUGCUUAACAUUUUUAUUUUCAUGUGCUGGAUUAGUUGUGUGCAUAAAUCUUAGGGAGAAGACGUUUUAAAAAGCUAAUUGCAGCUUUGAAUUUAGAUUUGACUAGUUGCUGUAUCCAGUUUGACUUGUAUUGUAGUUAUUCAUUGUGCUACUAAUUGAUUUUUUAUGAAACAAUACGUUUCUAAAACUGGUAAGCUUUGCACAAGAAAAAUAUUGCAUUGGAAAGUUUUCUUCAAAAAUUCCAUGCCAGAAGAUUUUCUCCACAUCACUGCUUGAGGGAGGGCUGUCAUGGCAGUUCAGAUGUCUACUGCAGGUGAAAGCCCUAAACAACUUGGGAACCUACUGGCUUUUGGAACUGCUUUUCCCUUGUGGAUCUUCCUGGGCCCUAAAAUAAUCUGCUGAUGCCCUCCUCAUUUCUGAAGCACAGACAGUGGCAAUAAGAGAGAGAGUCUUUUCAGUGGUGGCUCUCUAUUUAUGGAACACUAUUUGUAUAGACCAGGGGUCUGCAACCUUUAAGACAAAAAGAGCCACUUGGACCCGUUUCCGAAGAAAAAAAAACCUGGGAGCCGCAAAACCAUUGUGACAUUUAAAACAAAUAUAUCUCCGGAGCCGCAAUCUGACAGUGGGCGGGAAGGUGACGUCGGGACGGUGCGUGACUAACGCACGCACCGCCCCCAUGCGACAUCACAGCCAGUACAGCGCCCGCCACAGUGGGGAGUGUCGGGGCGCACAAUGCACCUCCUCCCCUCGCUAAUAUCCGCCCCGGAGCUGCGGCAAAGGUGUAAAAGAGCCACAUGCGGCUCCAGAGCCGCGGGUUGCAGACCCCUGGUAUAGACUCACCUGACACCUAAUGUUUUUUCAGCACCAAGGAAAUAGAUUCUUCCAGGACUUCAAAAACAACUUUUAGAGAUUAUUUUAGCUUCUCAGAUUUCAGCCUCUUUUUAAUGUGAAGGUUAUUAGUCUUAGGGUUUUGAUCUCUAUGUGAUUGGGCCAGCGUUGAUACUUUUUUUUUCUUGUUGAUUAGCUGCAUCCAUUUAAAUUGUUAGCUUUUUUUUUGCUGGUGCUUUGAUAUACUUUACUGCAGGGGUGGGCUGACUUCAGGCUUCUACUUUGCUUUUUACUGGAACCCCUAGAUCCACCAACCAGUGCUUGGCCACAAAAGCCUUGUGCUUAGAGCUAAAUAAUUCUGACCUCAGUGAUUUAUUUUGGGUACCAUAAAAUAACAGAGCUCACCGGCUUCACACACAAAAAUCUACCGUUGGUUAAUCCAAGCUGCUUCUUUCUUUUUCUUCAGCAGCAUAAUUUAUGGCAAGAAGGAUUCGUUUUAUUGCUUCUAUUAUUAAACAAUUGGGAGCCAUAAAUCCUUGCUAAUCUACUGCUAGUCACUCAGAGAUCUAGAUCUACCAGUUGCUGCAGGGCUACCUUCUGCCUUAAUGUUCAUUUCCUAUUUUCUUGCACUUCACCUGGAGGCUUCUAGAAUGAGGCCACAAAUAGCCUUGCUUCACCAAGAAUCUUUCACUUCUAGAGCUAUAUUACGAUCGAGGGAACCACCAUGAAUUCGUGUCACUUGUGAAGGACUUGGCCCGCCCCGGAGAGUUCACCCAGUCACAGACCUUUGAUUUUGAAUUCACACACGUGGAGAAACCGUACGAAUCCUACACGGGGCAGAACGUGAAGCUGAGGUGAGCUCCAUCUCGGCUCCUCCAGCCUUUCCCAGUUUUCUCAGCAGCAAUGCCACUAAGAUGCCACUAAGAAAUUGACCUCCUUCAACCUGGUGCCUGGCAGGUGUUUUGGAAUACAGCUCCCCACAGCUUCACUGGCUGGGACUGGUGGGAGUUGAAAUCCAGAACAUUUGGAGCUGUCGGAUUGGGGAUAUCAAGGCUUUGGUUGUCUGAAAUAAAGUUACUGUGGUGGAAUUAAAAAUAUGAAUCUCUGUGGACUUACUCAUAUGGGUAAACAAAAAAAUAAAAAAUAAAUAUCUAAGUGCCUGGAUUCAGAAUGCAGAACUUGCACAUGAAGAGUCCCAGUAGCAGAGUCUUAAACUCACAAAAAUAAACAGCAGUAUAGCAUUAGGAAUAUAGGUUGUUAAACAUUUUUUAUCCCAUUCAGCUGCACACAGCAGCUCUUACAAUGAGCAAACCACACGCCGUUAAGUAAGUUUAAAUGCUUUACUUACAGAUUCAAGGUCUCAGUCCUGCAUUGCUUCCCCAGAUGUUCUUCCUCACUGGUUACAUCAUGGAAAAGGGAACAGACAAAGGAGGGAAUUUGACUUUCUUCCUUCCAUGGUGAGGGGUCAUGGCAAAGGCUUUGCCAACCCCUUCCUCCCAAGGAGAGGGGGGUGAUCUAGCUAAGCCUGGGAUGACUUACAGUAUGAUCAUAACUCAUGAAUGCUAGCUGUAUUUGACCACAGUCUCCCAGAGUUUGUAUGUAUUUUGGUAUGUAGAACCAAACCAAUUUUUUAAAAAAAUUGUUUAAUCCACUGGAACCUCCAGCUAUUUCCUAGUUGUCCCAUUCAUGCAAGGACUUCCCUUUGCACGAAAGAACUGCACCCACUCCACUGUGAUUUUCUCCGUAGGGUUGUGGGAUUGAUUAGUGUAUAAGCUGCUAUGGGAACCUUUUUGGCUGACAGCGGUGCAUGUGUGUGUGUGUGUAAAAAUUGCAUUUUUUUUCUUUAAAGCAUUCAUAUCCCACCUUUCUAUCCAAGGCCACUUAUUGUCAGUAAACUCAAACAACUGGAAAAUCUGAAUGCAGUUAUAAAAAAUCCUAGCAUCCAAAAUGAAAAGAAAGGUUUAAUUUAAGUAUCUAUUGCAGAUGCUUAAUAGACAUGAAUCCUCAGGCUGUUGAGAGACUUGCUACCACAAUUGGGUCUUUCUUUUUUGCAGGUACUUCCUCCGGGCCACCGUGAGCCGCAGACUGAAUGACGUGGUGAAGGAGAUGGACAUUGUUGUACACACGCUUAGCACGUACCCAGAACUUAAUUCCUCCAUCAAGAUGGAGGUGGGCAUUGAAGAUUGCCUGCAUAUUGAGUUUGAGUACAAUAAAUCCAAGUAAGUUGUUCCACAAAGGCUUCCUAGUGAAUGAGUUGGGUAUUUGAGGUUUGUAUACGGGGAUGUAGCCAAGUGACUAGGGAGACGUCCCUUGGAGAUUGUGACUUUGUCCUUGUGCACUUCUUCUCCCAUGGAUGGUCUUCUUGGUUGCGUGGCAGGCAGUCCCUUAAAAGAGGUGCAGGGGAAAACCUUAGGCCCUCAGGAGGUUGCUGAGUGACCACUCCCAUCAACCUUGGCCAUGCUCGCUGGGUGAUGGGAAUUGUAGCUCAGCAACAUUGGGAGAGCCCAAGGUCCCCCACACUUUCCUUAAAGAAUGGCAAUAGCUUGGUGGCAGUAUCCAUGCAGAAGGUCGCAGGUUCAAUCCCUUGGAUGUCCCAGUAGGCCUGAGAAACCUCGGAGAGCCAUUGCCAAUCAGUAUAGACCAGCUUUGGGGAACCAGUUUGUAAACUAGCAACAUCUGGAGGGAAAAGGGUUCCCCACAUCUGUCCUUGACCUGGCUGGAACUUACGAGAGACAGGAGUCCAACAGGGCUGGGCAAUAUCUGGUUUCCAACAUUGCAAUAUGUCAUCAGCUAAAUAAGGAUGGAGCUAUGUAAAGAUGGACAGUAUGGCUCAGUGUUAACUAGUUUUCACUUUGUGAUAUAUCGCCUGCUAAGCAUUGUGAUAUAAUGAUAUAUCACAAUGUCUGAAAUAAGGAUGGAGCUGGUUUUGAACCUCAUGAUGUAACACCAGCUAAACACUGUGAUAUGCUUGCUAUUAUAUAACAAUGUCUGAAAUAAGGAUGAAGCUAUAUAGAGGCAUUGGCUGGCUUCACAGUUUUUCCCACAUUGUGAUUUUUUGCAUAGCACACAAACACACAUCUUGAGACCCAAUAUAUUUCCAGGUCAAAACUUAUGAAACCAAUAGCACAGGCACCCCCAAACUCGGCCCUCCAGAUGUUUGGGGACUACAGUUCCCACCAUCCCUGACCACUGGCACUGUUAGUUAGGGAUGAUGGGAGUUGUGGUCCCAAAACAUCUGGAGGGCCGGGUUUGGGGAUGCCUGAAACAGCAUAAUAUGGACUUGAAACCAGUUUUGGACAAUAUAUCACCUGGCCCUAGAGUCCCAACAUCUGGGGGGACCUGUCAUUCUAUUUUGUUGUUUAAAGGUUGUUACCUAUUUGUUAAUGCUUGUUUUGACCCACUUUGAUCUGGAAAAGCUGGGUAGAUUUUAAAAAUAAAAUAAAAUAAGCAACAUGCAAUUAAAAUAAAAUAAGCAACUGUGAAAGGAGAGAUUCUCUGGUCUGUUGAGUCUACUUCCUCUGUUGAUUUCCGGCUCUCUCCAGGUACCAUUUAAAAGACGUGAUUGUUGGGAAGAUCUACUUCCUCCUAGUGCGGAUCAAGAUCAAGCACAUGGAGAUUGACAUCAUCAAGAGGGAGACCACGGGGACCGGCCCUAAUGUUUACCAUGAAAACGAUACAAUAGCUAAAUAUGAGAUCAUGGAUGGGGCACCUGUCAGAGGUAAGGAGGGAUUCCUUGGAAGGAUGCCCCAAGGCAGCCAUCCCCCCCCCCCAACCUGGUGGCUUCUGAUAUUUUGGACUGUAGCCCCCAGCCAGCAUAGCCAAUGUUGAGGAAUGACGGCAGUUGUAGUCCCAGCAACAUUUGUUAGUGCAUCAUCCCUGUGCUAAAGGGAUAUGCCGGUUUCAGGUGGUUAACCUGGCUUCUCAUGCUAAAAAAGGCAUGAGUUGUACCACCGAGCUGCAGCCCCUCUCCACAACACUCUUUUACAUUCCUCUUCCCCCACCCACUUUUUUUGCACAUUUACUUAAAGCAUCUCAAGAAAGCAAAAAUGCAGCAUUAAAACUGUGCUAUAAGAGCAUAUCAGAACGGGGAUUUGGGGAAUUUAUACAGAUCAAAACAAGGGUAGCGGCCUCUCAAUUUCACACUUUGGCCUUGGUAGCUGAAUGAGGACUGGAACUCUGGUCUCCUUGCCCCGAACCCAACACUAGGAGUGGCUUCCAGAUGUUCCUAGAUACUGUUCCUGUCAUUGCUCACCAUUGGACCUGCUGGCUGGGGCUGAUGGGCGUUGUCGCUCAGCCAUGCCUCAAAGGCUGCAGGUGCUGUAUCCCUGCCCAGUGCACCUAUUUGUUGCACCAUUGCUUUUGCUCCAGUGGAAACGUGAAAACAAAACCAGUGGGAAGUUCUGUUCAUCUUACGCUUUGAUGUUAUAAGUGUGUUCCAGCUUGGAAAAUUGGUUUUGAUUGGCCUCCUUUGCAGGGGAGUCCAUCCCCAUCAGGCUCUUCCUCGCUGGCUACGAACUGACGCCGACCAUGAGGGACAUCAAUAAGAAGUUCUCAGUGCGCUACUAUCUCAACCUCGUGCUGAUUGAUGAGGAGGAGCGGCGCUAUUUUAAACAGCAGGUGAGGUGGCGUGGGGCCCUACCGGGACAGCUGCCUGAGGUCCCAAGCGGGCAGGCCUGUUAUGGGAACUUCGACGGAGACAGUGGGGCCGUUGUCUCUCCUUUGCUGCAUAGUUAGGAGAUGUGGAACCAGUAAUCCUCCAGAUGUUUCCGGAUUGCUAUUUAUCAAUCCUUGACCUUUGGCUAUGCUGGUGGGGGCUGAUGGGAGUUCAUGAAUUCUCCAGCCCCAGUUUAGGCCAAGAACUGAGUGUCUCAGGACAUACUAACACAGGAAUAUGUUAGUGUCUCAGGACAUAUUAACUCAGGAAUACAGUGGUGCCUCGCAAGACAAAAUUAAUCCGUUCCGCGAGUCUCUUCGUCUUGCGUUUUUUUCGUCUUGUGAAGCACGGCUAUUAGCGGCUUAGCGGCUUUAAGAAAAAGGAAACAAACUCGCAAGAACUCGCAAGACGUUUCGUCUUGCGAAGCAAGCCCAUAGGGAAAUUUGUCUUGCGGAACGACUCAAAAAUCGCUAAACCCUUUCGUCUAGCGAGUUUUUCGUCUUGCGAGGCAUUCGUCUUGCGGGGCACCACUGUAUGUUCCAUGCAGUUUGAUGGUUCUCUCUCUCUCUCUCUCUCUCUCUCUCACACACACACACACACACACACACACACACACCCUCCAGUGACACCUUUUGUGAUACUGUUGCCUGGAUCCUGAGGGUGUUGUGUGCACAGGCAGCGACCAUUUUAGGCGCAUCCAAUAUGCGUGCAAUUGCGCACAUGUGCAUCAUGCUAAAGUAACCUGAAAAUGUCACCCAAAGGGGCGGAAUGCAAUGUUUGCAGGCUUUUUCAAUGGCGUUUCAAAUAUGCAUGGUUUCACUUAAACACGGGGAGCCAUUGCCUGUAUUUCAGGGGGAAACGGACACAUGCAUGUGAAUGACUUUGACGAGGAAGGGAUGUAGCUCAGCGGCAGACUGAGGUUCAAUCCCCAGCCUCUCCAGUAGGGCUGGGAAUGCCCCCUGCUUGUACUCCUGGAGAGUUGCUACCUGUCACCAGGGACAAUACUCAGGCCCCAUCUGCACUAUGCAGUUAAAACGAUAUCAUACCUCUUUAGAUUUUUGUGGUUGCUCUCCUCCCCACUUGCCAGAAUCCUCAGAACUGUAGUUUAGGGUGCUGAUUUGUUAGGAGACCCCUCUCCCCAUCACUGAGCUACAAUUCUCAAGAGUGGUUUCACUUUAUUAUUAAAUUUAUUUAUAUCCUGCCUUUUCCCCAGACCGGGGGGGGGGGGGGACUCCAGGCAGCUUACAAAGAUUAAAACCCCCCAGAUAAAAUACAGAAGGCUGAAAACAUAUACAGUGGUACCUCGGGUUAAGUACUUAAUUCAUUCUGGAGGCCCGUACUUAACCUGAAACUGUUCUUAACCUGAAGCACCACUUUAGCUAAUGGGGCCUCCUGCUGCUGCCACACCGCCGCUGCACGAUUUCUGUUCUCAUCCUGAAGCAAAGUUCUUAACCUGAAGCACUAUUUCUGGGUUAGUGAAGUCUGUAACCUGAAGCGUAUGUAACCUGAGAUACCACUGUAGCAUGUAAUAGCUAAAAAGUAAUUAAACUAUAAUAAAAUAAAAACAGAUCUAUUAAAGUACAGAUAGGAAAAACAGCGCAGCACUAUUUGAAAGUUCUUUCCUUAACAAAACAGCUCCCAAAAGCCUGCCCGAAUUAAGCAGUGUUCACCUGCCAGCAGAAGGACAACAAGGAGGGAUCCAGUCUGGCUUCUCUAGGAAGGGAAUUCAACCCCUCUUCCCAGCGGACUCUGAGAAUUGUUAUUCUCUGGGAAGAAGAGGGGUCUUCUAACAACUCUUGGCACCCUUAACAAACUGCAGUUCUAGACAGAACUUUUGGUCUGCUGCAUGGCACAAACCGGGGGUACCAGCCCAUUAUUAAUACAAUUCCAUCUCUCCUUUUGCGGGAGCAGGAGGUGGUGUUAUGGCGCAAAGGCGACAUUGUGAGAAAGAGCAUGUCCCACCAAGCUGCCAUUGCCUCUCAGCGGUUCGAAGGCACGUCUUCCCAGACGGAGAGCAGAACGCCCAGCCAGCCUUCAGAGAACAACGGCCGGCAGUGAGGGGGUUGCGGGAUAAGGGGUUCCAAAGCGCUUCCGUGUUCAAGGCUUGAAGACGUCGACGAGGAAGGAGAAUGCAGAACGGAUCUUUCACCAGAGACUUGCGAACACAGAUUAUCUUGUCAGGUUGUGUGUGUGUGUGUUUUCUUCAUUUUUCUUUGUUCCUUUCCCCCUGAGGACUCGCAACCUAAAUGGAAUGGGGAGGGAGCCAAUGGAUGUGACAGCGACAAGGUUUGCCUCCCUCUACAUUCAAAUAUUCCUUGGGGAUAGGGCAGGAGCUGGAUCAGUGGCUUUAGAAAGCAUGAUGAAGGGAAGGGUGGCUGGUGAAAAGUGUGUCUGUGUUCUGACAUGAUGCUAAAAGCAUUCCCCCCCCAAAAAAUGUAAAGACACCCCCAUCGGUUUUACUGUACAUUUGGGUUUUUUAAAUUUUUUUUAAGAGCGCUCCAUUUUCUCUUCCUCAGUGGCAUUAUUCAUAUGUGUACAUAAGUAGCACCAGAGAGGCUCGUUUAGCAUUCAAGUGUAAAAAUAAUAAUAAUUUCCCAGCAUUUCUUAAACUCCUAAAAGCUGAUGGGACACUUCUUUCCCAAAUUAAAAUGUGGAGUCUCGCUUCAUUCUUACACCCAAAACGGUUUUACUUUUUAAGGUAAAUCUUAUGUCCCUGGGUGAGUCUGUGUUCUGAGCACAGCUCCUGCUUAGAAGGAAGCAGGCACAGAACAGCAUCUCUCAUAGACACACACAGCGGACAGCCUCCUCUGAAGGCAGCCAUAGGAAGAUCUGCACUGGCUGUAAUUUGAAUGACUGACGGGAGAGGUGCGUCUGGUAAAUCGCGCAGAGAGGUGACAGGGAGCCUCUUUGGCUAGGUUGGUGCACUGGGCUCCUGGUAGCCUGGCCAUCCAAUGUCAUUAGAUUCCAACUCCUUAUCAGCCCGAGGCAGUAUCGAUAAGGGGCAGGGUUGAUGGACAUUGUGGUCCGGUAACAUUUGGAGGGCCACAGGUUCCUCACCCUUCGUUAAUUUAAUUAACUUGCUGAUUGUGGCAUGGGAAUUGUUUUUUACCCUCCGUCUUCCGAGUUUCUUUUGUAGAACUGGAAAAACAACACUACUGUUUUCACCAAGCCAGUUGUGUACUGUUGAGACUUCCUUCGUUGAAAACUGGAGCGCGAGGAGCAAACCUGUACUUUGGGGGCCUUAAAAAAAAAAAGGCAUAGUGAGGGAGGGAAGCUCACGCACCCCGUUUCUGUUGUAGCCCACUUUAAAACAUACCCUCCCCAAUAGCAUUCUCCUAUUUCCCAAGCUGUCCGCAUGCACUCUGUUGCUAUUCCAAAAGUUGGAUCAGCACAGCCCAUUCCCAAACUGUGUUCCAUGAGGGAAAAACCCCCAAGGACCUGGUACCUUCUGUACGUACAUUCCUUGAUCGCUGAGGUGAUCCACGUUCUUACACAUCCUAAAAGCGAACCUUUGGGGAGGUGGAAUGGCAAGCUGUGUCUAAAAGUGCGUCCCUUAGGAUUAGAUAUUUGGAAAGCCCUGAUGAAUUGGGCUGCUUUUCCCUAAGUGUGCUGGGGGCACCUGCUCUUGGAUUAUCUUUCCCCACAUCCUAUAAAAGACCACACACACCCUGCAGCCAAAGCUUCAUCUCUCCACCCCUCCACCCCCCUGAAAAAGCCUGAUAUAAGCUUAAAGUUAAUUGAACACUAAAAAUGUACAGAGUUAAAUAGAUGUGUCUUGUUCUGUAAGCAUGAGUUGGUUUUAUUCGUCUUCACCAUUGAGAUUGACUAAGGAGAACAAACACAGUCACUUCCCUCCAAGCCCAUUUUGUGAUAAAUAUGCACUUUCUUCUGUAGAGGUGGGCGUAAGACUGAAUGUCACCUCAAAAUAUUCAGAAAUUCGUUGGUUGAGUUGCUCCCCCUCUAAUACAAACCAUUUACCCGUAAUUUAAUAGCAUAAAUAUUUCUCUGAUUUGCCUUCUGACUUCAACACUUUUAGGAAUAUUUCUUUUAAGCUUCUCCCCCUCUUUAUUUCCCUUACGUGAAUCAAUGAGAACUAGAAACUUGAGCACCACAGCUGCUCCCUCCACAAAAAUGAAACCUACCUGCAGUUCUUACAGAUUCCUGGGACCAAGCAAACGUUUUGUUUUUAAGACACCCACACCUUCAUUCCGUUUCUAAUCAGUGGGAUAUAUCUAUGCAGAGAUUCUACCAGAUCACUGUAAAAGCACCAGAGGACAUGACAAUUGUCAGCUUUUAUUUUAGGAAAGAGACACGUGGGCAGCUUGUGUGCAUGUGAUGGCUAAAAAUGUGUAGGCUAUGCCUGAUGAAAUUUCAGAAGGCAGAGGGGCUACUUGAAUAAAAUUUCUGGUGGCCUGCAUGUGUCUUUCCCUGUAUCAAAGUGAUUAAAGUGCAUUUUUUUUACAGCUUGUAGAAUAAAUUGCACAGGAUUUUCUUAAAUUUGCAAAAUUGGUGCAGGGUAUGUGAUUUCAGUUUUCUCAGUUGUCCUUAUUUAGAACUCCUACCUUUCUUUCAUAGAAUUAAAGUACUGUAGAGUUGGAAGAGACACCAAGCGUCAUCUGGACUAACCCCCCCGUCAUGUUUGAAUUGAAAACACCCCCACCUAUUUGGAAAUACAGUUCUCUGAAUAAUCCAGCCUUUACAUGAGGGAUGGGGAACUUGUAGCCCUCCAGAUGUUUCUGGACUACAACUGCCAUCAUCCCUAAAUCUUGACCAUGCUGAGCAGGGUUUAUGGGGGUUGGAGUGGGAACCUGUAGCCCUUCCAAAUGUUGUCAGGACUCUAAAUCACAACAUCCUUUGCUAUUGGUCAUGGUAGCUGGGGCUGAUGGGAGCUGGAGUUCAGCAACAUCUGGAGGGCCACAGCCAAGCCGGCCAUUAUUGGAAAGCUUUUUCUCCCUGUUGCUUUGCGACCCAUGUAGGAAGAGUUCAAGGAUUGUGUGUUGCUUGUGGGGGUGGGGAGAGAAUACAAUGCCUUCUGUAAAGUGUAGGUAGAUCUUGCAGUCCUGCUUGAGCAUAAAGCCAUAUUCUCUGGCAGGCUGUAUUCUGAAGAAUACUGCUGCAAAUGUAUUUUUAAACGGGCUGUGCCCUUGCUCACUUCACCUGCCAACCUUCCUCCCCUCCCUUUACACCUCACCCAAAAAAUCCCUCCUCUACAUGGUUCAUCUGGGCCACCCACUGCCUAUGUAUCCAUCUUCUGGUUCUCUCACCUUGCCUGGGCUGCUGGAAUAUCCCCCCUCCAGUUCCCUCCUCUUCCCUGAGCAGCUUGUCACACUGUCAUUUUCAUCGCCAUCUGGCUGUAGCUAAGAGAACUGUAGUGUGAUGACAUCCUUAGAAUUUUUUAUAUUGCAGAGAUACAGAAUCUGGUACUAGCUAGUGGGAUCCAUGCAAAUAACAUUCUUAUCUUUAUUCUGACAACACCUUUAUGAGAUAGGUCACUAUUAACCCCCAUUUGGGCAGAUUGGGAAUGAAAGCUGUAUGCCUAGGAUAGCCAAUUUGGUGCCCUCUGGGUAUUUCCCAUCACCCCUAGCCAGCAUGGCCAAUAAGGAUGAUGGGAGUUAAAGUCCAAAAUAUCUGUAGGACACAAAGUUGGCUAUCUGAGCUAUAAGCCACACCCAUACCCCCACCAGUGGAUCACAUGUUGGAGCAAAGAUUUCAAAGCCAAUUCUCUUACGUCACAGAGACAGGAAACCAAUGCUCUGACAGCUGUAACUAAUGGGGACAUUCCCCCUUUCUCAAGUUUUUUUGUUGCUAAUGCUUGCUGUCUACUACUUUGAAGGUUUUAGAAUCAGACAAAUACAUUGCUUGGUUGGCAGAGAACCUGUGGCUCCCCCCAGAUGUUGCUGAACUACUCCUUCCAUCAAUGUCUGGAGGACCAAAGGUUCCCUCUCCCAGAGCUUGGGAGUCCUACAUUAAGUGGGGAAGAACUGGCAUCUGACAUAUGAAGGCCAAGGAUGUUCCACCAAGAAGAAACCAGGCUGAAACUAAACACCAAAUGUGUUGGGUCCGCAAAGGGAGAGAUGAUGCUUUGGCUCUCACCACAAAGCAGGCUGGGUGCUGCUCCUAAGUUUAUUCCAUUCUUGUGUGCAACAGCUCCUUUGCUGUGCCAGAACAGCAGUGAAACCAUCUUCAUCGUCUUUAACCAGCUUCUGGUGAUCAUUCCUGUCCUGCUGUCGGGUGAUUCUUGCUGCGAGGCUGUUUUCUGCCUAUUUAGGGGAUACUUAGUCAAUAGGUUUCUCCCUGUUUGGAGAUGUAAAGUGAGGAGUGGGGAGUGUAAAUGUUUUCCAGCUGCACAUAAUGGUUGAUGGCUGUUCGGACCUAAAAGACAAACCUCCUCCACAGCUGGUGAUGAAUUCUUAGUUUUGUAAAGCCAUAUAAUAUGUGCUGGCAUUGGAUAUAGGUUAGUGGUUUUGAAGCUUUUUAGUAUUCAGGCUGCUGUAUGGAUCUGCUCGCUCUUUAUUGGACCUCAGCAUUUUGUGACCCGUACCAACUGCAUGAGGGGGUACUUGAAAGAACUUUGCAUUAGAUCUCAAGAGCCAGGGGUGUGUGUGUUCUUUGUUUUCCAGGCCAAGGGUCCAGGGCAAUAUAUGCUCCGCAGUUUCAUGGAAGAACAAAUCACAAGAUGUGGUAGCAGGUGGAGAACCAAGUUUCUAGACAACCAUAAGUUUUCAUUCUGAAAAGAAAAAGCCUAUGCCAGGACAAAUGGUUCUCAUGUUGAAUGGUUGAAGAGUUAUGCUUCCAGCUGUGCUAUUAGUCCAUGGUGAGAUCACAGCAGCCAGAGGAUGGGUGGUUUCCAAAGUAGCGCUGAAUAACAUGGCCCACCUGCACAAAGAAUUCUGCUUGUGCAGGGGGGCUUCCUUCCCCCUUCCCCACAUCUCCAGUGCCCCAAAGCAAACAGGGGGUGUGGGGAAGGAAUCCCCUUUGUAAAAGCCUGAAAUUUUGUGCUAGUUAGACAACAUCCAGUAUUUUUUUCAGCCAAGGCACAAGUGCUCAUCUCCCCAUGACUAGGAGUAGUACAUUAUUAAAAACUGGGGGGGGUGUUAAAUUAUGCAAAGUAGUUGGCUGAUUUGCAUAAUUUUAUGCAGGCAGCUUGGGGCUGUGCAGUAUAGAACCGCCGGUGUAUUUGUAAGGUACAUCAUACACCCUGGUUCAGUUUCUACUAAGCCUUCUAGAGUAGGGUCCAUACCCAUUUUGCGCCUAGCCAUCCCUGGAAAAAGCCAUGUUUAACGUUCAUCUCCAGUGUGAGACACAAGAGAAGGAAAAAAAAAUCCCAAGCAAAGACCACCCACGAGGAUCUGACUGCCCCGCUCUGGCAGGGAUGGGUGGGUGGCGAAUCCACAGGUACUGAAUUAAGCUGGGCAACUUGUAAAUUUAAGCCUCUGCAUUGUUUACAUGUUUCUUAAUUCAUUGUCUUUUAAAUGGUUGUAUUUUUAAAUGAUGAGAGGUUGUUCUCCCAAUUAAAAAAGAAGCCAUUCUAGGCUUUCAAAGGUUGAACGUCAAGCUAUUUUUCUUGGGUUGCGUGAUAUUUCUAUUUGUCUAAAAAUGAUUUAAAAAACCACGAAAGUGGGGUGGGAGAGUAAAUCCAAGGUUUCCUGAGAGUCUCCGUUUCCAGCCUUGCACCCAUGCCUGUGGGGUGUAGGUAAUUAGGGGGAGGAUAAAAAGUACUGCACAUAUACUCAGGGGCAUUCUUUCCCCUCAAAGAAUUCG
This is a messenger RNA of Podarcis lilfordi (Lilford's wall lizard), 19758 nucleotides long. Lineage: Eukaryota; Metazoa; Chordata; Lepidosauria; Squamata; Lacertidae. The record is from the annotation of a GenBank genome assembly.